AUGCAGAGCAACAGCAGCGCUCUGGAACUGGCACCCCUGGAUGUGCUGAGCGCAUGCGGGGGAGAGGAGGAUGAGCGUGAACUCUCCAAACUGAUCAACCCAAACGGAGUGGGAUCCAACUUGGCCACCUUGAACCUGUCCCUUAACUGCUGGAUCCACAUCCUCUCCAAGGAAUCCUCAGUGGAUCUGCAUGGGGACAGUGGCAACACAGCGGUGCGAAUCCUCAUCGCUCUUGUCUACCUCGUGGUGUGUGUCCUGGGCCUUGCGGGUAACCUCCUGGCACUUUUCCUGCUGCAUUUCCGUCGCCGAAGUCACCAGCACUCCUCUAUCGACUGUUUCGUGAUGAGCCUUGCCCUUACUGACCUCCAGUUCGUUCUCACCUUGCCCUUCUGGGCCGUGGACACAGUACUGGACUUCCGCUGGCCCUUCGGCAGGGUCAUGUGUAAGAUCGUGAGCUCGGUCAGCACCAUGAACAUGUAUGCCAGUGUGUUCUUCCUCACCGCCAUGAGUGUGACACGCUACCACUCGCUAGUCACCUCUUUGAAACUCGCCAACCCAAGGAAGGCCGCUACUGGAGCCAAGUGGGUCAGUUUGGGUAUUUGGGUGGUCUCGCUGGUGGCCACGCUGCCUCAUUCAAUCUACUCUACCACUGUUCAGGUGUCCGCUGACGAUGAGCUCUGCCUUGUGAGGUUUUCUGAAUCAGAUUCCGGUCACUUGGAUCCUCAAGUACUCCUUGGGCUCUAUCAAAUGCAAAAAGUGCUUCUGGGAUUUAUAUUCCCUUUGAUAAUCAUCAGUGUGUGCUAUCUCCUCCUCCUAAGAUUCAUCUUGAGCAGAAGCCUCGUGGGCAGCAUGAUAGGUGGCAGCACGGCAGAGCCGUCCGAAUACGAGCGAGGUCGCCACCGCCGUCGUUCCAGAGUUACCCGCUCAGUCACCAUUGUAGUUCUGUCCUUCUUUAUCUGCUGGUUACCCAACCAGGCUCUGACCUUGUGGGGCGUAUUGAUCAAGUUUGACCUGGUGCCCUUCAGCAAAGCCUUUUACAACGCGCAGGCCUACGCAUUCCCCUUGACCGUCUGCUUGGCCCAAGCAAACAGCUGCCUCAACCCAGUACUCUACUGUCUGAUCCGCCAGGAAUACCGCACUGGACUCAAGGAGCUUCUGCUCCGAGUGUCCCUCCCAAUCCGAAACAUUUUUACCCAUGUUCUGAGGGGAAGGAGGGUGGAGGUGGCUCCCACCAGCUUGGUCAUGAUACACAAAGAAAAUAUGUGA
Messenger RNA from Nerophis lumbriciformis (worm pipefish), 1266 nucleotides. Lineage: Eukaryota; Metazoa; Chordata; Actinopteri; Syngnathiformes; Syngnathidae. The record is from RefSeq and is a predicted model, not a curated record.